AUGCUAUCUAUGAAGAGCAAGAACGUUAACAAACGUGAAGAGUAUCAUCAAAGAGUGUUUAGUUGCUUUGACAAGACCCAACAAGGGAAGGUAUCUGUUUCCACCAUCGAAAGAUGCGUGGAUGCUAUUAAGUCCGGGGAAAAGGCCCUACCAGAAGAGACGACCACGACCGAUGAUAAAUCCUUGGAACUCGAAGAAUUCGUGAAGCUGGUGGAACAAGGAGAUGAGGAAGACAAGGAGAAGGACUUGAAGCAAGCUUUCAACAUGAUGUUUGAAGAGAGUCUACAAGGCAUUACACCUAAAAGUUUGAAGAGGAUGCUAAGUUUGUUGGGUGAGUCGCCUAAAAGCCUUGAAGAAUGCGAGGUUAUGAUUUCGCAAUUUGAUAUAAAUAGGGAUGGAAUUAUUAGUUUUGAUGAGUUUAGGGUGAUGAUGAUGAUGCAAUAAUAACAACUAGAAUUCAUCUAUAAUACUACUACUGCCACCGUUCCUUACCAAAGGCUUGUAAGAACUCUCUGAAAUCAAGGUAUUAUUAUUAUUAUUA
Raphanus sativus (radish) is the source of this 541-nucleotide messenger RNA. Its product is annotated as probable calcium-binding protein CML40. The record is from RefSeq and is a predicted model, not a curated record. NCBI's taxonomy places the organism in Eukaryota, Viridiplantae, Streptophyta, Magnoliopsida, Brassicales, Brassicaceae. Gene Ontology annotation, molecular function: calcium ion binding; enzyme regulator activity. The transcript has a single exon. Bases 1 to 444 code for a protein of 147 amino acids.